AUGAUAGAGAAACGUCAACGUGCAAAACCCAAGAGUCAGUACGGUGUUUUAAUAACGAUUUAUAUGAAUGACAUCUAAAUGUAAAAAAAAAACAGAGGCCAUGGAGUUAAAAUGGGAUGUAGAAGAAGCUGCAGCCGCUCCUCCUUAUGUUUUUUCCAGAGAUUUGUUUGAAAAGUUCACUCUGGCGCCUAACGUCAAAGAACUGUUCGCUCUUUUACACAGCUCUGGUGUAAAACCGGAGGACGCCGGUCAGAAAGAGGCCGAUGCAGAAUCACUGACAGCGAAGUGUGAUGAGGAUUCAGUUCGUAACGUCUUGGCUGCAGAUGAGGCCACGGCUGAAUGCAAACCAACUCAAAAAAAAUCUAAAGCCAAACCCGAGAAGAACUCUGAUGUUUCAACUUUUCCUGAACCUUUAGUCCCGUACCCCUGCUUCACCAAGAUCAACGCAAAAGAGCGCAGAUCAUACCUCAGCAUGCUCAAAACCAGGAAUUAUAAGAAAGCUUCAAAGCGUUUAAUGGAGCUGGUGAGAAAUGAAGCGACAGAGUUCAUGAAAUACCUGCAAGAGGUUUCCAGAUUGCAGGCUGAUGGGUACAACUACAUGCCAGCAGAUGCCACCCGCUACACUGAGGAAUAUUUUACCGCCUGCUUGGAUCAUGUGAAGAGUUACCCACAGGUUUACGGUAUUCAGGAGAUUACAAGUCUGACCAGUCUAAAAAUUGUGUGUACAAUAUCGCUCAACUUUGAGAAACAGAUUCUGGCGAUGGGUAAAACAGAUAUGGUAAAAGAAAACGCGAUACCAGCAAACACUCAGCUUGCUGUAGAUUAUGAGACUGUGGCGAAAGUGGUUCCUCCAGCGAAAAAAGCGCAUGCUGUACACAAUGCCAUCAGCAGUGACGGUAAUGCAGAAAAGCUGAGCGCUAGAUACGAGCCACACGUGUGUUUAGCCAAAGAGGCCUUCGUUCAGCUGCUGAACAACAGCUCUGAGCUCACUGAAUCAUGGGAGCUGCCAGUGUGGGUCAGAAUGAAUCCUGGGAAAGGCAGCUGUCAGAGUAAGACGACGUUCAUCGAUGCUCCGCUGCUGAAGACGGAGAUGAGCUGCAGAGAGAGGAGUUUGCUGUUCCACGAGGAGAGCCUGAAGCUGCUCUUUUCCAAGACUUCAACACGACCGGUGUUUUUCGUCACUGGAGAAGAGCUGAGCUUCGAAAGCACUCCUCCUGCUGCGGAUAAAACCUCCAGAAGUGUGGUGACGUUUGAUGACACUAGUAUGGAUUUUGAGACCGACCUCACAGAUCUGGAGUCCUUCGGCGAGUCCUACAAGCCCACUAAGAAAACAAAGGACCAAAAUAAAAGAAAACAAUCAGUCAAAAUCCGAAUGCAGCUCCAUCUCAACUUACCCCAAGCCCCAAGAAACUCACAGACUCUUCAGAUGCAAAAAAACCCACCUCACCGUCUCAAAACACUCCAGAAUCUGUGCCUGAAGAACAAGGUGAAACAAACAGGACUCUGGAUGAUCAAGGAAAAACUGCUGUACAUGAAAAUGAAGAGUCCGAAAUGCCCUCCGUUCAGUGUCCGCCUGCCAACGGCCAAGAUCCUUGAAGGACGACCAAACAGAGCCAGAUUCAGAUUCGGAUGAAGGACGACUGAUCAUUGACCACAUUGUUUCCCCACAGAGACCUCCAGUCCAGGAGCCAGCAACAUCUCUCGAACCAGCGGCUCCAAGUCCCGCAAACCCGCUGGGGGGCAAAGGAGUCAAGAAGGGCGUCAAGCGGCAGAG
This is a messenger RNA of Danio aesculapii, 1774 nucleotides long. RefSeq names its product little elongation complex subunit 2-like. The record is from RefSeq and is a predicted model, not a curated record. Gene Ontology annotation, biological process: positive regulation of transcription by RNA polymerase III; snRNA transcription by RNA polymerase III; snRNA transcription by RNA polymerase II. NCBI's taxonomy places the organism in Eukaryota, Metazoa, Chordata, Actinopteri, Cypriniformes, Danionidae.